Messenger RNA from Kwoniella mangroviensis CBS 8507, 1881 nucleotides. RefSeq lists its product as uncharacterized. Gene Ontology annotation, cellular component: nucleus. Gene Ontology annotation, molecular function: zinc ion binding; RNA polymerase II transcription regulatory region sequence-specific DNA binding; DNA-binding transcription factor activity, RNA polymerase II-specific. The record is from RefSeq and is a predicted model, not a curated record. The transcript is spliced from 10 exons. Gene Ontology annotation, biological process: regulation of DNA-templated transcription; cellular response to starvation. Lineage: Eukaryota; Fungi; Basidiomycota; Tremellomycetes; Tremellales; Cryptococcaceae. Bases 1 to 1881 code for a protein of 626 amino acids.
AUGACCCAAUCGACAGCAGACGGAGAAUAUCUCGCCGCCGUAGCAAGGAUGCAAGAACGACAGAUGUCUUGGGGCAGACCUACCCGAUCGAAUUCAUCUGGGUCCAUGUCAUCUACUGGAGAUUCGAUUACCACUUCUCCUCAUCAACUCAACCUCACUGCGCUUGCACCUCAACAAGCUGGGGGAAGUACGAGUGGUGGCUCUGCAUCAGCUAGCGCGACCGGUGGAUCAGCUUCGGGAAGAGGUCGACCCAAAGGUAAAGGAAAAGCGAAGAUGAAAGAAGAAGUUUCAGCCGGCGGUAUAACCAGUGGAUCUGGUCCAGGAGAACACAAGGCAAGGAAGAAAGUAGCAAAAGCGUGUUUGGCUUGUCAGAGAUCUCAUUUGACGUGCGAUGAACAACGUCCGUGUACUAGAUGUGUGAAGAAAGGUAUGGCAGAUCAAUGUGUGGAAGGUGUGAGGAAAAAAGCAAAAUAUCUAUUGGAAGGUGAAGAGAGGCUUGCCGCUAGACCCCGUCAAGCCAGUAGUCCUUCUCCACCCGUCCUCCCACAUCAUCAACACCAAUCUUCAGAUUCACAGAUCCAGGCUCAGUUCAACCUCCUCUCAAACGUAUCCAUCCCGCAACAAACCCAGACCAUCGAACCGCCCAGAUUGCCCGAUGACGUAUGGCUUUCUGGACCUCUCCAACCUAAUGAUCCUUCUUCCAUCGGAGGUUCGAACCAGAUUAACCUCAAUGAUCCUUCGAGAUCAUGGAAUACUAGUAUUCAGCCUCAGGCCAAUGCGUUCACAGGAAGUGGUAAUGCUGCCAAUACCGAGUAUCAAAUGCUCGACUCGCUGUUCGGCAAUCUGUCGCCAAUAUUCCCCGGGAUCGACCCAUUGGACGAAGCUGGUAGACAAAUGUCCAUGGACGGCAUGAACGCCUCGACUGUCCGCUCAACAGCGAAUAAUGUGGGAUUUGAUCAAUCAUGGUUGAACCCAUCACCUGGUGCGACCAAUGUUAAUUCCAACCAAUAUACUGUGCAGCCCACACCGUCAAGCACAGGACCUUCGGUCUCUCCUGGAACUUACAGUGAUUUGUCGCCCAUCAACACCACUUGGCCUCGUCAGAACCAAAAUCAAGGUCAAGGUCAGGGACAGACAUGGAACAAUGAUUCUUCGCAGAUGAUUUUGGAUGGUAUCAAUCAGAAUCAGAACCAGUUCCAACAACAGCAAUCGAACAUCUCUCAGCAAAACUUGCAAACUCAAAAUCAUAAUCAGAAUCUGUCCGUUGGUCAAGCGAAAGUUGGUAAAGCAUCGACUCCGGCAGAGGUAUAUAGGACGGUAGUCAAGCCAUACGACUACACUCAAGGUUAUCAUAUCUUGAUGGACUAUCUCACCAAAAACUUCGAACAGCAUGAGACUCUGCGUGUCGCUCGAGCUCUAGCUUCGUUCAGACCCAGUUUGAUCGCUUUGCAGAUGCCUAUGUCUGAGGAGGAUGAGAUCUUCCUUGAAAAAUCUUUCCAGCGGACUCUUAUCGAACUGGAAAAACUCAUCUCGUACUCUGCCACACCGACUGCAGUCUGGCGUCGAACGGGAGAAGUAUGCUAUGCCAACCCUGAAUUCUGUAAGCUCGUCGAGAAGAGUGAUUCGGAUCUGGUCGGUAAACGGACCUAUGUAUAUGAGUUAUUCUCCAAUCCUUCAGUGGUAGCAUACUGGGAAAACUUCAGUGUUCACGCAUUUGAAAAUACCACUCAGAACUUCUUCCAGCCUGUUGGAUUGACUAAAUCGAAUCCUAAUGGAGGUACAACAUUAGAUUGCACAGGUUGUAUAACAAUCAGGAGAGAUGUAUUCGAUCUUCCUUCGGUCAUCAUUGGACAAUUUUUACCUAUCCCUACGGAUAUGUAA